Molecule: messenger RNA, 2935 nt
Organism: Gavialis gangeticus (Gharial)
Lineage: Eukaryota; Metazoa; Chordata; Crocodylia; Gavialidae
Gene: MED26
Product: mediator complex subunit 26
Exons: 2
Coding region: 460-2217 (585 amino acids)
Biological process (GO): regulation of transcription by RNA polymerase II; positive regulation of gene expression
Cellular component (GO): mediator complex; core mediator complex; nucleus
Molecular function (GO): transcription coregulator activity
Source: RefSeq, a predicted model, not a curated record
CACAAGAAAAGUGAUUAUUUUGGAUUCCAUUGACUUUCUUUGCCUUCCACCCUGGAUUUUUUUCCCUUUUUUGGUCUGCUGUUCUAGGUCACCUGAGGGAGCAGAAAUUUUGAUUAGCAGAGGAUCAUAUUUUUGCCUUACCCAUUUGACAUUUUAAUGUGUAGUAAAUGUAUCUAUAGAUCAGACUGGGCAUAUCUUUUGGUAGCCUGGGCAAUAACUUCAGACACAGACACAUUGCUAGGUCAUGCAUUCCCAUCUACAGUGUUAGAUUUGGUUUCUUAUCAGAACAAGAUUGCUGUAACUCCUUCAACUUCAAAUGAGAUCAGCCUGGUGCCCUUGUCCCGGUUUUGCAGACAUGCAGCUCCCUGAAACCAAGAGGCAAUUUCAUGAUAAUGCUUUUAUUAGAAAAUCUGUGUGAAACAUGAAGUAACUUUGUCUUCCUUGUUGCAGAUCCAUAACAUGGUGGCAGUGCUGGAAGUAAUCUCCAGUUUGGAGAAAUAUCCCAUUACCAAAGAGGCACUUGAGGAAACAAGACUAGGGAAGCUCAUCAAUGAUGUAAGAAAGAAAACGUCCAAUGAGGAACUUGCUAAACGUGCCAAGAAAUUGCUGCGGAAUUGGCAAAAACUAAUAGAACCAGUAACCCCGAAUGAACCCGUGCCAAGAGGAUUGCCGAAUCCGCCUGGGUCAGCAAAUGGCGGUGGUCACAACUGUAAACCAGAAGCGCCACCUGCUGCAAUGCCUGGAUCCAAGCCCGUGAAUGAGUUGAAAAGCAGGAAUGACAUACAAAGGCUGAACUCCCCGAAACCAGAGAAACUGGGAAAUCGGAAGAGGAAAGGUGAACAUAGGGAUGGGCAUCAGGGCCCCCCUCCUCCUAAAGUUUCCAAAGCAAGUCACGAAGUAUUGCAAAACUCUUCACCCCCGCCAACUAAUGGGAUUGGGGGGAGCCCCGAAAGCUUUCCCAGUCCUGUAGAUGUAAGCUUGCACACGGGGCCUGAAACCAGCAGGACAGAACACAGUGAAAAUGACAAACACAGUAAGAUCCCAGUAAAUGCUGUAAAACCUCAUACCAGUUCUCCAGGACUUGUAAAACCUUCAAGCACUUCCUCACUAUUAAAGACUGCAGUGCUUCAGCAGCAUGAGAAAUCAGAAGAAAUCGCAGGACAACACCAACCUAAGAGCCCGCGUUGUUCCUCGUUUAGUCCUAGAAGCGUUAGGCAGGAUACUUUUCCUCGACAACAUACCACAUACUCACCAAAGGGUUCAAUGCCUAGUCCAUCUCAAAGGUCCCAGUUCUUAGACACUGCACAGGUGCCGUCACCACCACCAUCCUUGAUGCAACCAUCAACACCUCCAAUGCCAGCAAAACGACUGGAGGUUUCUCAGCAAUCAGGACCUGAGGUAUCUCACCAUUGGCAGGAGCAGGUAUCUUCUGAAAGCCAGCACAGGCAUCCAACAGGGACAUUUCCACAGCACACAUCUCCUGGCUGUAAAACCAGCUCACAUCCUGGGGAGUCUUUAACACCACACAUUGGCUUUUCACAGGACACUUCAAAAAUGGACAGCGAUGAUGCUGCUUCAGGUUCAGAUAGUAAAAAGAAGAAAAGGUACAGACCCAGAGACUACACGGUCAACUUGGAUGGGCAGGUCACAGAAGGGGGUGUGAAACCUGUCAGGUUAAAAGAGAGAAAACUCACUUUUGAUCCCAUGACUGGACAGAUAAAACCUCUAACACAAAAAGACCCCUUGCAGGUAGAAAUUCCUGCACUUGCUGAACAGCACAGGACAGAAACAGAAGAGCAGGAGCAAAAACCCAACCUGCAAAGUCCUUUUGAACAAACGAACUGGAAAGAAUUAUCCAGAAACGAAAUAAUUCAGUCCUAUUUAAAUAGACAGAGUAGCUUGCUGUCGUCUUCAGGAGUACAAACCCCUGGUGCUCACUACUUCAUGUCUGAAUAUUUAAAGCAGGAGGAAAGCACUAGAAAAGAGGCUAGAAAGACUCAUGUUCUAGCUCCUCACAGCAAGCCCACAGACUUGCCUGGGAUCACGAGAGAGGUCACAAGUGAUGAUCUCAACAGAAUACGUGAACAUCACUGGCCAGGUGUGAACGGUUGUUUUGAUACACAGGGUAACUGGUAUGAUUGGACGCAGUGCAUAUCUUUAGAUCCACAUGGGGAUGAUGGUAGAUUGAAUAUCCUGCCUUAUGUCUGCCUAGACUGAGUACUGUUUGCUAAAAUGCUUUUGCAUCUGCAGUUAGCAAAGAUGGCAGACACUAUGCCACUUAACAUGGAGAGAGCCUCCUGUCAUGGACAAAGAGGCCCACCGAGCAGAGGGUGUGAAGGAGCUGGUUCUUUUCAGCUCUUUCCUUUCAAUUCUCCUAUUGUGAAAUGCUGCUACCAGUUUACUAACAAAAUUGCAAAGGAAGGCAUACGAAGGUUGAUAAAUUGAGUUCAAAACUCUAUAGCAAGCCAGCUAUAAAGUGUUAGUCCCCAAGAAGUGAAGAUGAUUUCCAGCACUUUGUGAAUGCCGGAAUCUUAUUACAGGCAGGUACAGAUAAUUUGUGGAAGUUACCUUAACAAAAAAUGCAUCUAUUUAUUUGACUUGAUUUGGGUUUUUAUUUGGCAGUGAAAUAUCCGAGACAAAUGUGCAAAAACUGUAGUUUUAUUUGCAUCACACAUCUCUGCCCAUGAUUGCGUUCUUUUACAGUCAUGUAGUACAGAGAUUGGUUUUAAACGGCAGGUGUUGCACUGCAGGCUGGCGAGCCAGCUUCAGCUCAACAUUCCAUAGGCAUCCACAUAUUUUAGUCUGGUUUCAGUUUAAAUCCAGUCUCUGAGAAAUGCUGCAAAAACUAGUUGUUUUAGUUAUUCUUCAAACUUGAUCCCACCACUACCAGCCAAAUAAUUUUUCUCUUUUCCCAAUCUGGAAAUUUCUAGGGGGG